GCUGUUUUCCCCUCUCUCACCAGGCCCUAGCUGCCCUAGCCUUCCCCCUUCUUCUCUAAGCCAAUCUCUUCCCUCCUUCAGGGCCUUCUCUGCUCUGCUCUUUACCUGGAAAACUCCUCUUCACUUUUUGUCUGGGUAACCUACUGAAACUUUGGAUCUCAGCGUUCCCAAGUUCUCAGUCUAAUUCUUCCUGUCACAUUGUCCCACUGGAGUCUUGCUUUUCUGCGAUGGUAUUUACGACAGUUUGGGAUUGCUACCUAAGUUUAUAUUUUUGCUAUGUCAGUGUGCCAUGAAUGCCUGUUUGUCCACUCUCAGCUCCCUGCGGUCAGGGCCCAUGCCCACUUCGCCCACCAUCAGUACUCACGACGAAGGCCAGGAAUGUAGUCGGCAAACAACAACAGUUCUGAAAUAACUAAGUGGAUGACGGGGUUCGAAGCCCAUUGGGAGAAGUCGGAUACGGGCAGAAGCGUGAUCAUUGAGGGGGCGGGUAUUACUUUUCCAGGGCAGACGGAAGCUGGGGUGGAAGGUUUGGGGCACCUUAGGGUCCAUUCGGAUUAGCGUCUGUGGAAUGCACGCUCAUCCCUGAGGUGGCGGGCGGCUGGCGGGGCCCUCCACGUCAUCCUGGGCCCGGCGGGCGGUGCAGAGAAGGGGCGGGGCAACCAUAGAGAGAGCGGCGGCAGAGCGAGCGGCCGGAUGCGGUCACCAUAGAGACGGGGACUGACAGCGGGCGGAAGAGGAAGGAGCUGGCCGGGCUGUGAGGUGGCAGCCGCUGCAAACUGCGGAGCCGGCGCCUCGGCCGAGCACUGGGGUCUGUUCCCCUUCCCCGCCCUUCCCUUGCGAGGGGCGACAGGAGUGCCGCUCGCGGCCCCAGGAUCAGGUCCCACCCCCACGCCUUCGCCCCCGAGCCCCGGAACGGUGUGGGUCGCGUCGCCGGUCGCGUCGGUCUCAUCUUUUUAUCAGUCUGUCCCUGGCCCUGCUGCAGGGGCCUCCGUGUGCGGGCCUCGGGGUGGCCCUGCUUGUCCUUUGCCCGCUGGCACGGGCGGGGCUGCCGCCCCCCCGAAGGGCCCGAGCACGGCGUCUUUGCCCUCCUCCUCCAGCCGCGACACCCCUUCCCCCCACCCCUUCUCCACAGCUCCGUGACGCAGCCGGUUUUAUUUCUGUUUUGAGAUCAACGGCUAAAAGUCUCUUUGAGCCUUCCUGCCAGGGCUAGAAUUGGUCUUGGAUCGCUGAACGUAGAGCAGGGGCGCCAGGCCUGGCGACGGUCACAGAGCUGAGCGUCCGUUUUUCUUCCGAGCAUCCCUGCGUGGCCUCUGGCUGCUUCUCCUCCUCUCGGUUUCGUUUGGUUUGGGUACCUGGGCCCUGGUCAAACCAGACACCCAAUCGCUCUUACACAGCCAGAGUUAGUCAUUUGCUUCCCUCUCCUCUCCUCCCAGAGGGAGGUGGGCAGCACCAACCUCUCAGCAGGUGGGAUUGGGAGGAGACUGCGGGGCAAAACGGCUCAGUCAGCCGUGGCGCUCCUCUGAGAGGCUCUCAGGGCUGAGUCACCAUACCUGCCCCCUCGUUCUGGUGGGCAGAACAUCGGUGUGCCAUGCCAGGGGCUCCUGACCACUCCUGACUGGAAGGACGGGUGACUCUAGCCCUGUGUUUCCUUACCCCUCAGGAGUGGAGUAGAAAGGCCCUGCUCCUUCCCAGGUGCCGGCCUUCGGUAGCCAGUCACCAGCUCCUUCAGUAAACGGAGUGAGAACGUGCCAGCCAGGCGCUCUUGGGAAAGGUCUACCUGGGCAGGCUCCUCUAGCUGGGCCCCUGCUCGGAUAGAGCAUGUGCUUCUGGAUCCCUUGCUGCUAGCUCUUGACGGAGAGCCCGUCUACAGAUGUGUGUAGUCCUUUUUGGCUUAGGUUUGGCAGGAGUGAGUUUUGUUUUCUCCCUUUUCUACUGGAAGACUGACCAUAAUCCAUUAGUAGGUGAAAUUGAUUCUAAUGUUUAUUACCAUUCGGACUGAGGGCUGGAUCUGGCAUCUCGACAACUGAAGACCAGGCAGACAGGAUCGUGAAGAAGGGACAGUCCAGCUUCCUGGGGAUGCCAGGCCGGGAAGCAACCACACCUUGCUCUGGUGCUGGCCUCCUUGACCCCACGUUCCCUGCUUAAAACUGUAGUCCAACAACUGGCCUGAUUGAUCCUGGAAGCUGUGCCCUCGGGGCACACACACAGCAGAGCCUACCAACAUGCGCCUGAGCUCCCUGCUGGCUCUGCUGCGGCCAGCACUGCCCCUCAUCCUCGGGCUGUCUCUGGGAUGCAGCCUGAGCCUCUUGCGGGUUUCCUGGAUCCAGGGCGAGGGAGAAGAUCCCUGCGUAGAGGCUGUGGGGGAAGCAGGAGGGCCACAGGACUCAAGAACUCGGCUGGACCAAAGUGAUGAAGACUUCAGACCCCGGAUUGUCCCCUACUACAGGGAUCCCAGCAAGCCCUACAAGAAGGUGCUCAGGACUCGGUACAUCCAGACAGAGCUGGGCUCUCGUGAGCGGUUGCUGGUGGCUGUCCUUACUUCCCGGGCCACACUGUCCACUCUGGCCGUGGCCGUGAACCGCACAGUGGCCCACCACUUCCCUCGGUUACUCUACUUCACCGGGCAGCGAGGGGCCCGGGUUCCAGCAGGGAUGCAGGUGGUGUCACAUGGGGAUGAGCGGCCAGCCUGGCUCAUGUCAGAGACCCUGCGCCAUCUUCACUCACACUUCGGAGGAGACUACGACUGGUUCUUCAUCAUGCAGGAUGACACGUAUGUGCAGGCCCCCCGCCUGGCAGCCCUUGCCGGCCACCUCAGCAUCAACCAAGACCUGUACCUGGGCCGGGCAGAGGAGUUCAUUGGUGCUGGCGAGCAGGCCCGGUACUGCCACGGGGGCUUCGGCUACCUGUUGUCACGGAGUCUCCUGCUGCGAUUGCGGCCACACCUGGAUGGCUGCCGAGGAGACAUUCUCAGCGCCCGUCCUGACGAGUGGCUUGGCCGCUGCCUCAUUGACUCUCUGGGGAUCGGCUGCGUCUCACAGCACCAGGGGCAGCACUAUCGCUCCUUUGAACUGGCCAAGAAUAGAGACCCCGAGAAGGAGGGGAGCCCGGCCUUCCUGAGUGCCUUCGCCGUGCACCCUGUCUCUGAGGGGACCCUCAUGUACCGGCUGCACAAGCGCUUCAGCGCCCUGGAGCUGGAGCGGGCGUACAGCGAAAUAGAACAGCUGCAGGCUCAGAUCCGGAACCUGACCCUGCUGACCCCUGAGGGAGAGGCAGGGCUCAGCUGGCCCGUGGGGCUCCCGGCCCCGUUCACACCGCACUCUCGUUUUGAGGUGCUUGGCUGGGACUACUUCACAGAGCAGCACACCUUCUCCUGUGCAGACGGGGCCCCCAAGUGCCCACUGCAAGGGGCUAGCCGGGCAGAUGUGGGCGACGCUGUGGAAACGGCCGUGGAACAGCUGAAUCGGCGCUAUGAGCCCCGCCUGCGCUUCCAGAAGCAGAGGCUGCUCAACGGCUACCGGCGCUUCGACCCAGCGCGGGGCAUGGAGUACACGCUGGACCUGCUGCUGGAGGCCGUCACGCAGCGUGGGCACCGGCGGGCCCUGGCUCGCAGGGUCAGCUUGCUGCGGCCCCUGAGUCGGGUAGAAAUCCUACCGAUGCCCUAUGUUACUGAGGCCACCCGCGUGCAGCUGGUGCUGCCUCUCCUGGUGGCCGAAGCCGCCGUGGCCCCUGCUUUCCUCGAGGCCUUUGCGGCCAGUGUUCUGGAACCACGAGAGCACGCGUUGCUCACCCUGUUGCUGGUCUAUGGGCCGCGGGAAGGUGGCCGAGGGGCCCUGGACCCAUUUCUUGGGGUGAAGGCCGCAGCAGCUGAGUUAGAGCGACGGUACCCUGGGACGAGGCUGGCCUGGCUCGCCGUGCGAGCAGAGGCACCUUCCCAGGUACGGCUCAUGGAUGUGGUCUCGAAGAAGCACCCGGUGGACACGCUUUUCUUCCUCACCACUGUGUGGACCCGGCCGGGGCCCGAAGUCCUGAACCGCUGCCGCAUGAAUGCCAUCUCCGGCUGGCAGGCCUUCUUUCCAGUCCACUUCCAGGAGUUCAACCCCACGCUGGCACCACAGAGGUCUCCUCCAGGGCCCCCGGGGGCUGGCCCUGACCCCCCAUCCCCUCCUGGUGCUGACCCUUCCCGGGGGGCUCCUGUGGGAGGCAGGUUUGACCGCCACUCGUCUGCGGAGGGCUGCUUCUACAACGCCGACUACCUGGCGGCCCGCGCCCGGCUGGCUGCUGAACUGGCAGGCCAGGAAGAGGAGGAAGCCCUGGAGGGGCUGGAGGUGAUGGAUGUGUUCCUCCGGUUCUCAGGGCUCCACCUCUUCCGGGCCGUGGAGCCAGGGCUGGUGCAGAAGUUCUCCCUGCGGGACUGCAGCCCUCGGCUCAGCGAGGAACUCUACCACCGCUGCCGCCUCAGCAACCUGGAGGGGCUGGGGGGCCGCGCCCAGCUGGCCAUGGCGCUGUUUGAGCAGGAGCAGGCCAACAGCACCUAGCCCCCCGGGGCCUGCACCGUGCACACUUCCCUUUUCGGCCUCAGCCCCGGGAGGGCGAGGCAAGAUGGAUGGACAGAUGGAGAGCUGGUUGCUGUAUUUUUUUAAUAAGAAAAUGUUAUUAAAAGUGUCUUCUGCCAAAGUGUU
Rhinolophus ferrumequinum (greater horseshoe bat) is the source of this 4679-nucleotide messenger RNA. It is a transcript of the gene CHPF2, whose product is annotated as chondroitin polymerizing factor 2. NCBI's taxonomy places the organism in Eukaryota, Metazoa, Chordata, Mammalia, Chiroptera, Rhinolophidae. Gene Ontology annotation, molecular function: glucuronosyl-N-acetylgalactosaminyl-proteoglycan 4-beta-N-acetylgalactosaminyltransferase activity. The transcript is spliced from 4 exons. Bases 2223 to 4535 code for a protein of 770 amino acids. Gene Ontology annotation, cellular component: Golgi cisterna membrane. The record is from RefSeq and is a predicted model, not a curated record.